CGCAUAUCAUAAUCAUUCUAUUUUUCGGCAGUCAAGAGUUGAUCGUCUCUGUUUGGAUGCGAUGAUGAAGUCGAUCGUUUUCCGAUCUUGUUUUUCUCCGGUACUCGUCGAGGCUAAAGAUAUUCACCGGUCGGAACUCUUGCCGCCGUCGUGCAGAGCCUCCACGAUUCGCUGUUCUUUGAGAAACUAUGCUAACAUUCCCAAACUCAAGCCUUUUAACAGAACCUUUCUUGAUCGAGCCAUUAAAGACCCUCCGUUGAUCGAGAAAGCGGAACGCGAGCUUGCAGAUUAUUGUACAACACUGGAGGGAGAGGAGUCAUAUUAUUGCUGGAAAGCUCGUUUCGAACUAGAGGAUCUUGAGAAAGUGGCACCAAAGGAAGAUCUAGAGAGGAUAAUUCUCGAAGCAGGAGGUGUUAAAACCUUGAUAAACUGGAUACCAAGAAUUGCUGCAAUCUACAAAAACGGAAAGGAAAAUGCUUUGGACAAGGGAAAGCCAAUGAACACUAAAGGGGAAGGGAAGAGAUUGUCUCACAUCCCGGAAUGGAUGCCAAAAUCAGUAGAAGAGUUGGAGGAAGAAGAAAAAGCAAAAAUGCCCGAUUCACCAUAUACCAGAUUGCUUAGAACCAUGGGAAGAAAGACCCCGGAUGUGAAUUAUGAAGGAUGCUAUCUUGGAGAUUAACCUUGUGGUUAAUAAACCCAUGUUGAGUUUCUUCCAUGUAGAUAACGCAAUGUUGCUUUCUUGGCCAUGAAUUUUUGGUUGAUCGUUUUGGUUUUAGUUUUUAAAGGCUUAGAUGUAUUAUAUGAUAGUUUGGUGCUAGGUUUACAUUGAAAUGGAGAGUUAAUCUUUCUGAGAACUCUAAAUUUCCAACCUUGCCUGUAUUAGAAUAACAAUAGUUUGUUUAAAUGGCAUGCUGGGUAUAUGAAUUGACUUGAAU
This is a messenger RNA of Rubroshorea leprosula, 935 nucleotides long. NCBI's taxonomy places the organism in Eukaryota, Viridiplantae, Streptophyta, Magnoliopsida, Malvales, Dipterocarpaceae. The record is from the annotation of a GenBank genome assembly.